GAGCAGUUUAUUGACAUCAUUUGGAUGUUCUAUAAAAAAAAUAAUAUGGACGCACUCGCGACGGGGUUUUAAAAUUUUUGUUUUUCGCGCCAAAUAUCAGUAAAAUUUUAUAGACGCAUGUGAUGAUGAAACAUAUCGAAUCAUUAUUGCAUUUCGUAUUUGAAUCUGAUAUAAUCCCAGAAUGGUAUCAAUUAUUUGCGUUCACGACGAUCGAGCAUACAAAUGCUGCUGUCAUUUUAUUAGAAUAUAUACGCGCUCUAGAAUGCAACGGGCACAGAAUAGUGUGUGCUUCGGUCAUCGGUGACAAUCUGACAGUUCAAGGAGCAAAACAACAGUAUUGAAACUUCGAUCGGUGAGACGAGAUAGCGACUUUUCAAUGAUAUUCUGCAACACAGAUAAGUGCAGCUAACAAAAUGGAUCAAUUAUACAAAGAUCUGGUGAAAGAAUGCAAAUUCAUAGCACCAGGAGCUCGACUAUCAUUUUCAAUUCGCAAUCGGUUGGAAAAAUACAAAAAAGCUGUGCGCAAAGAUAUAGUAAGUCGUUUGAAAGACGACUGUGCUCCACUUUUUUUAGCAGCAAAAAGAGGAAAUGUUGAAAUAGUUGAAUAUUUAAUAACGACCUGUGAUGCGGAUGUAGAACAAAGAGGAAUCUAUGAAAUGCCUGAAGAUAGAUCCAUUCAUUGUGUUACACCUCUGUGGUGUGCAGCAGUUUCAGGACAACUGCGCGUCGUCAAAUGUCUCGUCCGUCAUGGCGCUGAUAUCAAUGCUGUCUCGGAUUCAGGAUCGACCCCUGUCAGAUCUGUCUGCUACAUGACGCGCCUUGAAAUCGUGGAAUAUCUCGUUGAACAUGGAGCAGACAUUCUUAAACCCAACUACAACGGCGGAUCCUGUUUAAUAAAUUCUGUUCAAAGCGUAGAACUCUGUACAUUUCUUAUAAAGCACGGAGCUGACGUUAACGCUAGUGAUGCUCAAAAUAACGCACCUCUUUAUUAUGCUAUUCAAGAACACAGAUUUGAAACUAUGAAACUUUUGCUUGAUCACAACGCUGAUCCUUAUGCAAAAUCGUCGCACGGUGAAGAUGCUCUACAAACAGCUUGUCUCAAAGGAGCAACACAAAUUUUCGAUUAUUUAGUGGAAAAUGUAUCUUACUCGCAAGAGAAAUUAGCCGAUGCAAACGAGCUUAUGGGCUCGACGUUUUUCGACGAGCACUACGACACCCAAAAAGCUUUGGAAUAUUGGCGAAAAGGAAUGGAAAUUCGAUACGCAAAUACUGUCAACGGUAAUCCAUUACCAAAGAGGCCAGUAAUGCCAAAACGCGAUACUUUUCGUUACGCUACGGAAUUUUCAACGUUUGCGGAGCUCAACGCAAUUGCUCACGAUUUAGACGCCAUUCGUAUUCAAAGUCUUCUCAUUUGCGAGAGAGUAUUGGGCGAAGACCAUAAAGACACGGUUUUCAGGCUCAUGUACCGUGGAGCCGCUUAUGCUGACGCUUUAAGGUAUCAGUACUGCAUCGAUCUUUGGAGACAAGCCCUGGAAACUCGCGUUCUCAAACAUUCGAUUCUUUGCACCGACACUUGUUUCACCGCUCAAGCCUUAGUGCGGAUAAUGGUCAAUUUGAAUGAACAAAUGCUGCAAGUAGCGGAUCGCAAUCGUGACAAAGAGGAGCCUCGAUUCUCAGACGUUGUCGCAGUCUUUAAAUUACUUACGAGCCGAUUGGGAGCGGCGCGAAAAUUACUUGAAAUGCGUCCAGUACACAAACGACAACGUGACAGUUACAACAAAAUAUUAAAGUGCGUAACUCACCUUAUAUAUUUAUUGGUGAAAACGGCGAGAACGAGCGAGACACAGGCCGAAGCGCGACAAUUGGUUCAUGAUUUGGUAAAGCAAAAUCCCAGAUCGGCUUCAACGGAGGACACGCUAUUGCAUCUUUGCGUUUCGAGAUUGAAUACCAUUAAUUCGAGCUAUUUCACUGCCGCCGAUGUGCAGACUAUUUUUCCGGAUCUCGACGUCGUAAAAAUGCUACUCGUGUGUGGAGCUUUCGUGAAUGCCAGGAACGAGUUCCGGUCCACGCCUCUUCACGUCGCGAGCAAUGCUUACAAUUUCAUUAAUCCGUUGAUAAAACUGCUGCUGGAUCACGGUGCUCAUCUGGACACGCCGAACAAAGCGGGCGACAGUCCGGCGACUCUCAUUUCUCAAAAUCCUCACAACACUGUAAAUCUUGUGAAUUACAUGUCACUGCAGUGUCACGCCGCUCAAGUAAUAUUCAAGUAUGGAAUUUCGUGUGACCAGUUGCCAGUUGCACUCCACCACUUUUUACAAUUUCAUCGUGACUAAAAUUAAACUACAAAAAAUUUUCAUACUAUGAAUUUUAAUUAUCGAGAUUAAUUCUCACGUUGAAAUGCAGUGCGAUUCGUAAGAGCUGCGUCUGAAGAGUGUUUCGAUAAUAAAGAAUUUUUAACACAUUGUUAUCAUUCGAUCGACGGUCAUUCAUCAUUUUUCAUUCCUUUGUUCGGGAUUACCAUUGAAACAAUCUUGGUCCAUAUAUCAAUCGCACCAAGUCUGAAAAUUUUUUGCUACUGGAUGCGACCAGUGACUCCAUUAAAUGAAGACUUCGAUGAAUGAAAUCCAUGGAAAAGAGAAAACUGUAUUCAUCAUUAUAUUCCAUAACGUUCUAAAUAACUAACACCAAUUUGAGUAGACAAUCGAGUUUUAGAAACGAAAUAUUUUACAGCUACUUGAACAUAUUAUCGUACGGAAAUGUCCGAGUUAAUACUUUAUUAAUGAAUCAUUGUAAUAUAGUGAAAUUGUGAGUAGCUAAUACGAGACUGCCUACGGUGAAAUAUUGUUGCCGAAUUUCAGAUUUUCGUCCUUCCAAGCAAAAUCGCUGGGAGGUAACGAGAAUAAAUACGAUUUUUGUUUCUAGUUGACAAAUUUUGUCGUCACUUAAAAUCAAGCAAUACUAAUGUAUUUCAAUAAUCUCGGCCAAUUUAGACCAAAUUUCAUCGUCGCAAACCGUCCGUAAGAUAUUCAAUGAAUUGUUAUAGCACGAAAAUCCGGGAGCAGCCCAGUUGUGAUACUAUACGUACUAUUUCGUAAUAUCAUAAUCUUAAGUUUUGUUGAAUUUAUGAUCGAAGCGUUUUUGUGUAUCGAAUAAUGAUGAAAGGUGAAAAAUC
Molecule: messenger RNA, 3172 nt
Organism: Venturia canescens
Lineage: Eukaryota; Metazoa; Arthropoda; Insecta; Hymenoptera; Ichneumonidae
Gene: m-cup
Product: mann-cup
Exons: 9
Coding region: 414-2333 (639 amino acids)
Cellular component (GO): cytoplasm
Molecular function (GO): protein binding
Source: RefSeq, a predicted model, not a curated record